GCGAACAUGGAGGUUUAGUUAUCGCCUGGCGUCCAUCAGUGAGCGCGUGCCUCAGUAUAUCUGUUUUCUUUAAGUUUUUCUUAGUUUGUUUUUUUGUGUUGAUCAUGGAGAUGAAGAAGAGGAUCAGCCUCGAGCUCAGGAGCAGGAAGCCCGCGGAGGUGGUGGAGCUGGUGGUGGAUAACUGUCGCUCCAGUGACGGGGAGGUUGAAGGUCUGACGGAGGAGUUCUCAGAGCUGGAGAUUCUCAGCAUGGUGAACAUCGGACUGACCUCGCUCUCCAAACUGCCCUCACUGCCCAAACUACGCAAGCUGGAGGUCAGUGAUAACACCAUCUCAGGAGGAGGUUUGGACUCGCUGGCGGAGAAAUGUCCCAACCUGACGUACCUGAACCUGAGCGGGAACAAGAUCAAAGAGCUGAGCACCAUCGAGGUUCUGAAGAACCUGAAGAACCUGAGCAGUCUGGACCUGUACAGCUGUGAGGUGUCGGCGCUGGACGAGUACAGAGACGGUGUGUUUGAGCUGCUUCCUCAGCUCACCUUCCUGGACGGAUACGACCAGGAAGACAACGAGGUGCCCGACUCAGAGGCCGACAACGAUGAUGAAGAUGAAGCCGGCCCGCCAGGAGUUGACGAUGACGAUGAUGAGGAUGAAGAUGAUGAUGAUGAUGAGGAUGAAGGCUCUGAGGGAGAGGAAGAGGAGGUGGGCCUGUCGUACCUGAUGAAGGACGGCAUCCAGGAUGAAGAAGAUGACGGAGACUACGUGGAGGAGGAAGAGGAGGAUGAGGAGGAGGAAGAUGAAGAUGGAGAUGAGGAUGGUGUUCGGGGGGAGAAGAGGAAGAGAGAUGCAGAUGAUGAAGGUGAUGAUGGAGAUGAAGAUGACGAGUAGUUGAACCUUCACACACUGACCCCCCCCCGCCCCCCCUUCCUGUGACCUUUGACCCCUCGGAGCCGCAGAGAGACAUGAUCACAUGACCACCUGAUCAAUACCGAUGUUUGAUCAUUAUAUGUGUGUGUGUGUGUGUUAC
Molecule: messenger RNA, 1023 nt
Organism: Scomber japonicus (chub mackerel)
Lineage: Eukaryota; Metazoa; Chordata; Actinopteri; Scombriformes; Scombridae
Product: acidic leucine-rich nuclear phosphoprotein 32 family member E-like
Exons: 7
Coding region: 105-884 (259 amino acids)
Biological process (GO): regulation of apoptotic process
Cellular component (GO): nucleus
Molecular function (GO): phosphatase inhibitor activity; histone binding
Source: RefSeq, a predicted model, not a curated record